Messenger RNA from Pungitius pungitius (ninespine stickleback), 17366 nucleotides. RefSeq names its product lysine (K)-specific methyltransferase 2D (gene kmt2d). Bases 752 to 15907 code for a protein of 5051 amino acids. The record is from RefSeq and is a predicted model, not a curated record. The transcript is spliced from 55 exons. Gene Ontology annotation, molecular function: transcription coactivator activity; histone binding; histone H3K4 methyltransferase activity. Lineage: Eukaryota; Metazoa; Chordata; Actinopteri; Perciformes; Gasterosteidae. Gene Ontology annotation, biological process: positive regulation of transcription by RNA polymerase II. Gene Ontology annotation, cellular component: MLL3/4 complex; nucleus.
UGACGUAGCUGUUAUUAGCUAGCACAGCUAGCAGCAGCAGCUAGCCACUCGGCGGAACAGCCGUGUGCAGACGCAACGCAGUUUAGAGAAUUGAAGCGAUCCUAGUGACCCAUACAAGGGUACCCAUGCAAAGUUAAGCUGCACAUUUAGGCGAUUCGUCUUUCGCAGUGGACUGAAACCAAAAGAAAAGCUGUAUUUACUGUCGUGUCAACAAAGUUUGUGGCUGUAAUCUUCGGAUGCACUGUUUUGUGCAAACUUGCUGCCGCUUUAACGACCUCGGUGGAGAGAUUCCAGGACGGAGCGGAGGCUAGCUCCUGAUAGGUUGUUAGCCUUCGAGCUAAACCCACAAGCAAGGAGCCAGUUAGCUGGGGAUAGUUUUGGAUUCACUGCCUGAAGCUGCGGAGCCCUUGCUGCGACCGGUUGAAGACACGUAUCGGUGCUUACUAGUCCCCCGGCAGUAGACGACCACUCGAUAUAAAGCUGGAGUUGCUGGUUAGCUAGCUAACUAACCAUAGCAGUACCCAUCUAGUUAAGGAGCUAGCUAGCAUCACCGCACAGCCUGCCUUCCACCGAGGUGCACUUCCCCCACUCUCCCUCCAGCCGGCUAGCCGCAGCGAUAGUCCGGUACAUAAAAUGAAGGGACCAUCAGCCUUUUGGGAAGCUGUGUGGCUGUUUGGAUUGCUGUGAUGUACGAGGAGACAAUAUCGUUUUUUUGAGAUCUCUGUCAAGGAGGUCAAAAUCAGUACGGGGAAUGGACGAGCAGAAAUCAAACUGCGAAGAAAAUGACUCUGAACCUACAGCUGAUGACAAUGCUUCUUCAAAGCAGCUUGUCUCCUCGGAGGAGGAGUCCGAAGCCCUUCUUCCUGCUGAGGACGUUUCCAGUGCUGAUGCAGCCUUGUCCAGCACACCUGUAGAGAGCGCCCGAGCCUGUGCGCUUUGUAACUGUGUGGAGAAGAGUCUGCAUGGACAGCGGGAACUGAGACACUUGGGGCCAUUUUCUGAGCAGCCCAGCAUCAAGCCAUCCGCUUCCCCACUGCCACAGCCAGGGAAUGAUGACCUGUCUUCCAUUGGAUUUUCCGACUCCCCCUCUCUGGCAUCACUCUUUGACGACUCAGGGGGUUGUGCGGUUCACCACUGGUGUGCGGUGUGGUCGGAGGGUGUAAAGCGGAUGGAGAAUGAGGAGUUGGAGAACGUGGAUAAGGCCGUUAUCUCAGGGACACAGCGGCUUUGCGACUACUGCAAAAGGCUUGGCGCGACGAUUCGAUGCCAUGCUGAGGCCUGCACGAGGUUCUACCACUUCCCCUGCUCGGCGGCCAGCGGAUCCUUCCAGUCCAUGAAGCAGUUGGUCCUCCUCUGUCCAGAGCACAUAGAUAAGGCAGAGGAGUUGGCAGGUGAGGAGUCUUGGUGUGCAGUGUGUGACUCAGCGGGGGAGCUCACAGACUUGCUGUUCUGUACGGGUUGUGGCCAACAUUAUCAUGCGGCCUGUCUUGAGAUUGGUGCUACUCCCAUCCAGAGGGCUGGGUGGCAGUGCCCCGAGUGUAAAGUGUGUCAGACUUGCAGGCAACCAGGAGAAGACUCCAAAAUGUUGGUAUGCGAUGCCUGUGAUAAGGGCUAUCACACCUUCUGCCUCGAGCCAGCCAUGGAUUCUCUUCCCUCUGACCCGUGGAAAUGCAGAAGGUGUCGUGUCUGCACGGAGUGUGGUGUCCGUGGACUGGUGCUGCCGGGUUUGGCCCAGUGGUUUGACAACUACGCCGUGUGUGAGGGCUGUCAACGUCACCGCAGCUCUGUGUGUGGCGUGUGCAGCAAAGCUGCCAACCCAUCCGUCACUCUGCUGUCCUGCAGCACAUGCCACAGGUGGGUGCACAGUGAGUGUGCUGUACCUGAGGAACUUUCAGAAGCCAAGUGCAUCUGCCAGCUUUGCAAGGAGGGCGAGCAGCAGCCUGUCACUCAACCACAUACAACGGAGAUACAGACCAGAGAGGCGUCUGAGGAGACUGAAGGACAUGUGACUUUGGUGGAGAUGACAAUCCAAACGGAUGCAGACAUGGUGACAGAAGAGCACACAGACUUAUCAGGGGUGACAUGCCGACAGAAAGACGCUUCAGAGAUGGUUCAGGCUGAAGCCAUAACUGACAAAGAGACACCCAUGGACUUGGGGGUGGAGCCUGCAGUUGUUGAGACAACAGACCAGGAGAAAAUUAAGGAGGACGAGCCGCAGGUAGCAACAGAAAUAUCAACUUCUGAGGCAACCGCUGUUCCACUUGGGUCCACAGACUGCGCAACAAAAGAACAGAGGGCCUCUUGUCUUCCUGCUGAUGAAGAGGGAGCAGAAGAGGAAGUCAGUCAGGUGACCUCAGCAGCCCCUUCCCGCGACCCCACAGCAGAGACGCUAGCUGAAAACCUCAAAGUAGAACCAACUGCAGUGUCACAGCAGGGCCCCGAGAGUAUGGAGGUGGAGAAGCUACAGGCCACUCCCUCGGUGGAACAAGACGUAUCGCCAGAGUUAUUAAACAAUGACUCGGAUGGCCCACCGAUCACAGAACCGUUCAGUAAGGAUCCACCAAAGUUAUCAGCUUCUCCUACCUCCGUGGAGAAAACUGAGCCCAUGGAUAACUGUCAGGGAAGCAGUCCGUGCCAGGACCCCCAAUCUCCUCUUUCUUUAUCCAUGGACGCACAAGAGGUCCUCUCUUCUAUGGAAAGAGGUGGGAGGUUACUACCUCACUCUGAAGACGACGAGGACGAAGAGUAUGAUGACAUGAGAGGAGAUGAUGACAUAAAGCAGGAACUGCACGAGCAAGAAGUAAAGAGGGAAUUGUUGCUGGACGAUAUGUCAUAUAUGAGCCACGGAGACGAGAGCAGCAGUGGCUUUUUGGGCUCUCCAGGAGAGCAAGAUCCUCAGCUCUCCAUUGAGUUUGGGCUUGUACCCGCUGGCCGCUCACACGCAGAUAAUCUACUCACUGAGACUGAUGACUCGCUUCCCUUCGAACCAUUCAGAAGCGACAGGGAGAAGGUGAAACGCAGAGGGUCCCCCGGCCGCUCACGUGUCAAACAGGGGCGGAGCAAUAGUUUUCCGGGGAAGCGUAGGCCCCGAGGUGGAGGUGUAGGAGGAGGUGGUGGUGGCGGCGGCGGAGGGAGAGGACGUGGUGGGAGGUCACGCCUCAAAGCCAUGGCCUCUUGCAUUGAUGCUUUCUUGCUAAGCAUGACCACAGAAACUGGACUGAGUAAGGAGGAGGACGAGGAAGAAGAUGACACCAUGCAGAACACGGUGGUCCUUUUCUCAAACACCGAUAAAUUUGUCCUGCUCCAGGACAUGUGUGUUGUGUGUGGCAGUUUUGGAAAGGGUGCAGAGGGGCAGUUGUUGGCUUGUGCUCAGUGUGCCCAGUGUUACCAUCCUUACUGUGUGAACAGCAAAAUCACAAAGACGAUGCUCCGAAAGGGCUGGCGCUGUUUGGAAUGUAUUGUGUGCGAGAUGUGCGGAAAGGCUUCGGACCCCUCCCGUCUGCUGCUGUGUGACGACUGUGAUGUCAGCUAUCACACCUACUGCUUGGACCCUCCCCUGCACAAUGUUCCCAAGGGUGGUUGGAAGUGCAAAUGGUGUGUAUGCUGUGUGCAGUGUGGCUCCAACUCCCCGGGUUUCCACUGUGAGUGGCAGAACAACUACACCCACUGUGGCCCCUGUGCGAGCCUCGUCACUUGUCCGGUAUGCAGAGAGAACUUCAUGGAGGAGGAGCUGCUGCUGCAGUGUCAGUACUGUGAUCGAUGGGUCCAUGCCGUCUGUGAGAGCCUGUACACAGAGGAUGAGGUGGAACAGGCUUCUGAUGAGGGCUUUGCAUGCACAUCCUGCUCCGCAUAUGUUCCGAAACCCGUGGUAGUAGAGUCAGCCAUUAUGGCUUCAAUAAAGAUCAAAGAGCCAGAACCCCAGUUCUACCGGUUGGAGGGUGUGUGGCUGACUGAGUCGGGUAUGUCCCUACUCCGCAGCAUCUCCAUGUCUCCCCUGCACAAGAGGCGGCAGCGACGCUCCCGUCUCGGCACUCUGUGCUGUGACGGAGGUCCUGAUGGAAUGGAUCUGAGGGAAGUCGAGGAAGGAGAGGAUGGAAAAGGCUGUGGGGAGCCCAUGGAAUGCGACUCAAAGAUGGAGAACCCUGGGAGCCCUGACCGAGAUGGGGGUGCAGAGGGAGGCCCUGAAGGCAUGGCUGACUGCGAGGGCCUCAAAGGAGGAUCAGAGGAGAUGGAUGAUAGCAAGAAAAGAAAGCGGAAACCCUACAGGCCUGGAAUUGGAGGCUUCAUGGUGCGACAGAGGAAGUGUCACACACGGAUGAAGAAAGAAUUCUUUGCCCAGUUGGCUGGAGAGACAACAUUAGAUGGGCAGCCAAUAGAGAGAACCAUUGACGAAGGACCUCACCCUGACACAGAUAACAUAAUGGACCCUAAACCAGUGGAGGGUGAGGAACAGGCCAAGAAACGCCGGGGACGGAAGAAGAGCAAACUUGAGGACAUGUUUCCAGCCUAUCUCCAGGAGGCUUUCUUUGGGAAGACACUAAUAGACAUGAGUAAGAAAGCUGCAAUGAUACCUCCCGGGCAGAGGCCUGGCGCAUGUCUGGUCCGACCUUCAUUACCAGCACCAUUAGGGGUCAAAUCUACUGCCCCAGAGAUUGACGAUGGUGUCGUAAAAGAAAAUUUUCCUCUCAAGCAAGAAUGGGGUGAGGCCUCUCAGGCUCAGGGAGAAGGUGCGGGAGUUUCUGCAUCUUCCUCAUCGCUGAAGGACCAGUUGCCGACUGAUCCGCAUGACUCUGAUGCAGAAAAACGUGAAGGACUUCCGCAAGGGAUAGAGAGUCAGGACUCUGAGCAGUUCUUCAGGAAGGUUCUGGGAGUGUCAGACGGCUCCUCUUUGGAGGGCAUGAAGCCCAUCUUGGAGGGCAGUAAGGGAGAACUCAAUCGAGGCGCUCUGCCGCAAAGAGCUCUCCUCUCAGGGUCCCUGCCCUCGGCUGGAAUGAUGGAUGCUUUUCCUGGCCUCAAUCAGUCACCCUUCUUUGAUAUGCGGGACCGAGGUGGACUGUUCAGUCCGGAUGGGGGUGAUGAAAGCCCCUGGGCCACUCCCUCUACCCCAGCAACCCCCUCCUCCCCGGCGACCCCCACUGAGACAGAGGGCGAUGGGCUGUCCUACAACCAACGCAGUCUCCAGCGGUGGGAGAAAGAUGAGGAGCUGGGAGAACUUUCAACUAUCUCCCCUGUGCUUUAUGCCAAUACCAACUUUCCCACUCUUAAACAGGACUACCCAGACUGGGCUAGUCGCUGUAAGCAAAUCAUGAAGGUCUGGAGGAAGGUGUCCGCUGCCGACAAGGUUCCAUAUCUGCAAAAGGCCAAAGAUAACCGAGCAGCUCAGAGGAUCAACAAGGCGCAGAAGCAGGCCGAGAGUCAGGUGUGCAGGCCCAUCAAGACCGAGGGAGUGCGUGUGAAGACUGAGCGUCCCAGUUUACACCUCCAGAUACCGCCACAUUCAGGCUCUACGCCAAUCUCCUCCCAGCCCAGCUCUGCAGAAAGUCCCUUUCCCUUCCCUCCAGAUUCAGGAUCAUCCUCGGUCUUUUUCUCAGAUGGACCUGUUAAGACCCCGGGGUCAGCUGAAAUCCGGACAGAUCCCUUUGCUAAGCUUCCUCCUCAGUCACCCCAUUCUCACUCUCACCCAACCACACCCUUCUCCCAUGCUGGGGCCAGCCCCCUGCAGGCCUCUUCCUCAGGUUAUUCCGCUUCCGGCCCACAGGGUCCUCCUCAGGGACGGCCAGCCAGUCUUGGCCCCUUUGACAUGCAACCAGGAACUCCUGGAACCCCCAGACGGGCUCAGCAGGUUGACCCCUACUUCAGAUCACAAUUGCAGCAGCAACAUCUACCACAAUCGCAGCAAGGCUCCCUGGAGUCCCUCGGACCUCCAGAAAGUCCUCAUUCAAGAGGAGCAGGGCUCGGGGAGUCGCCGAUCUUCUCGCCAACGCACAACACCCACUAUGGAGACCCUUUCAGAACCCAGCAAGGUAUGGGACGGUUAGAAUACGGUUCAUCCCCAUCACCCUCUGCUGUGGCUUCCUCACCUGCAAGCACAGGGCAGUACAAGGCUGAUAUGAGUGCACCAUCUCCCCGCUCUGCUGGUGUGGGUAGGUCUGAUCUAUCCACUGACUCUCCGGCCGGGAUGCUGGAGUCUGGGGAUGGUUUGUUCAAGGCGCCUAUGACGCCCCGAAUGCACCAAGGCGAGGGUGGUACACUUCAUCCUGGAGCUUCCCCUAGCUACCCCUCUGAGGGCUACAGGCAGUCUCCCUCCCACCCAUUCUCUGACUCCCACACUCAGCAAUCACUGACUCCCAGGCCACAGUCAGGCGACAAUUGUUCUAUUGGACCCCAGAGACACCCUGUAGCUCAACAGGAAUUAUGUCCGAGAGUGCCCUCCAGCCCCCAGUCCCAGGGCAGCUCCCAGUCCCCCCACACUCCUGGUGGCCAUUCCAACGAUCCCUACUCUGUCCAUUCUCCUGCUACACCUCGUUUCCAAUCCCCGGACCUUUGUUCUCAGUCACCUUCAAGGCCCCAAUCUAGAGACCCUUUUGCUACUAUCCAGAAACCCUCCCGCCCUCCUUCUGCUGCACCGGAGGGAACUGUAAUGUACAAAACCUCACCUCAUUCUAACCAGCAAUCUUCACCCCAUUCGACUAACAAUUCCACAGGUGAUCCCCUCUCUGGUAAACCGUCAGCACCUCCUACUUUCAGCCGCAGCCCAAGCACGGGAGGUUACCAAAUAACCCAGCAGCAGAGUCAGAUGUUACAGGGUCAGCUCCAGCAACAACAGCCACAAACUCAGCGGACAAUGAGUGCAGACGGCUACGGCUCCAGGGUCCCGCCCCUUUCCGGGUCUCAAGAGCUAUCAGCUGGUCGCCCUCCAGACUCGCCUCAUCAGCCAGCUUUGCCGGGCCCUCAAGAAAUGCCCGACAUUUCAGCAGUGCAGGACCCUGCACUAGUAGGCCUUAGCCCCUCUGAGCUGGACAAACAUCGACAGCGACUGAGGCUGAGGGAAUUCUUAAUCCGACAACAAAUACAGAGAAAUUCCAUCAGACAAGAAAAGGAGGCUGCUGCCGCUGCCGCUGCUGCCGGCAGCACAUCCCCUGGCUGGUCUGGAGGAGAGAUGGGAGCCUUUCAACAAGACAAGGCCCACAGAGCACCACCACCAUAUCCACAGGAUCGUGUUGCUGCUAACACUCCUGGACCUCAGACUUCUGUGGCAGGGAAUAUGCCCAUGGCUGUUGGAGGCAUGGAGGACAAGCUCAUUCGCCCACCUCCUACAGGAACUCCUGCCAUCAUUGACCCAAAUGCACUAAGGGCACAAGGGCCCAGCAGACCUCAGGGCAUGUUUGCCCGUCCUCCGUUCCCUCCUCAGUGGCAGGGCCAGCCUCCAGGUCCAAGGAGGUUUCCCCAGCCAGGCUUGGAUGUCAUGGGUAUGAGGCAGAAUCUCAACCCUGCUGCCAACAUCCAGGGCAUGGAAGGCAUGGGUAACCCUCACACCAUGAUAUCAGGACAUGGCGGAGAGAUCGUCCAACCAAUGGGUCAGGGACCCCCGCCGCAGUUCAUUGAAUUGAGACACAACUCGCAGAGGCUUUCACUGCGACCUCAGUUUAUGCCCCGUGGACCCCAGCAAAGACCUCGUCUCUUUGUUCCACACCAAGAUAUGGCAGCACCUUAUGUUCAGCAACAUCCCAUAGCUCAAGCUGGUGGAAUUCAAACCGAGGGGGGCAGCAACUCACAGCAGGGUGGACUGUCUGUUUUGCUGCCUCAGCAGUCGACAGACUCGUUAACACAACAGCCGCACUUGCAGCCGCUGGCAGUUACCUCCGCUCCUAACAUUCCUAGCGGUGAGCAGCAUCAGCUUCGACAACCAAGCCAUGUCACGCAGCCCCAGCCUGCCACGGCAGAACAUAACGAGCUGCCAGAGCCGGACCUUGAGGGGCUCGGGGAUGCCCAUGGGGAUGGAGGUGUUGAGGAUGAGGAUGAUUUGGCCCUGGAUUUGGACCCUGACAAAGGAGACGAUGACUUGGGCAACCUGGACAACCUUGAAACCAAUGAUCCGCACCUAGAUGACUUGCUUAACAGUGACGAGUUUGACCUCCUGGCAUACACGGAUCCUGAGCUGGACCAAGGGGACCCUAAAGAUGUCUUCUCAGACCAGCUGCGGUUGGUGGAAGCCGAGAGUGAAGCACCUUCCUCUGCGCUUGUUAAAGUGGAAGAAAAAGCCAUGGUAGAGCCAGGGCACAGGUCUCUCACAACAGCCGCUGCCAAUGAAAGGGGGUCUGCAUCCCAACUGUCAACCUCUGCCGAUAUGGUUGAUACCUCCAAGGUAAAAGUGGAGGACAGAGGUCUGCCUUCUCAGCAGCAUCCAGGACAUACGGUAGUGAAAGACGAAAUAGGAGAGGCUGUGUCAAUGCUUCUUGGUGGGAACGCGCCUGCCAAGCCUCAACAACCACAAAACCAGUCAGCUUCGCUCAGUUCUGUUCGAUUAGGGGGACUUCCUUACUCUUUGCCAGGUCAAGCUAAUGUGUUGACUUUUCCUCCAACUGCCGCACAUGCAAAUCUUGAUGAUCCGCUGGGACUGCCCGAUGUAGGGGAACAGCACUCUCUUGCUGUAGAUUUGGCAAAGGUAGAGAGCUCCUUAGAUGGUGAAUUGCCCCUCCUGAUACAGGAUCUUCUGGAGCAUGAGAAGAAGGAACUACAGAAGCAGCAACAGCUCAGUUCCCUCCACCAAGGAGGCAUGGCACCCCAUUUUCAGAGCCUCUCGAGUCAACAGUCUAACCCACAGGCACCCGGACAGAUUAUGCUGCCACACCACCAUCGGCCACCACCCCAAGGAAUGAUGGCUCAGCCAGGGAUGAUGCCCCGUGCUCCACACAUGUUGCAGCAACAGCAGCAGCAGCAGCAAAGGCUUAUGGGACCUGGAAUGGCACCUCACAUGAAUAUGGCCCAGCAGCAAGCCAUGGUGAGGAUGGGUCAGCCAGGGAUCCAUGCAGGUGUCGGUCAUCUCCCGCAGACAUUGAUUAAACCACCUCUGGCCAACAACUUCUUCCCAGAUAAAGAUUUAGACAAGUUUGCCACUGACGACAUUAUGGAUCCCAUUGCGAAGGCGAAGAUGGUGGCACUUAAGGGUAUCAAGAGAGUGUUGGCACAGGAUCCAAUGGUUGUUCCUUCUGGCAUUAACAGGCAACAAGUUUCUCUGCUUGCUCAGAGGCUGGCCUCUGCCCCGGGCACAGAUCCAGGUCAACUUACACCUGGACCUCCAAAGGAGGGAGAAACAAAUGAUCCCACCCAGUCAAGGCCUAACCCACCCCAGUUUGUACAAGGAAUCAUCAAUGAUGCGGAACAGCACCAAUAUGAAGAAUGGCUUCUUCACACUCAGCAGUUACUCCAAAUGCAGUUGAAGUUUUUGGAGGAACAGAUUGGAGUUCAUCGCAAAUCACGCAAGGCUCUGUGCGCCAAGCAACGCACUGCUAAGAAAGCUGGAAGGGAGUUUGCUGAGGCCGAUGCCGAGAAACUAAAGUUGGUAACGGAAGAGCAAAGCAAAAUUCAGAAACAGCUUGACCAGGUGCGAAAGCAGCAGAAGGAGCACACCAAUCUCAUUGCAGAGUACAAAAGCAAACAGCAACAACACCAGCAAAGCUCAGGUAUUCUUCCCCCGGGUCACACUGCACAGGGGGCCCCCCCUCACAUGUUUCCCAAGAUGCCUGGUCAGAUGAUGAUGGGCCAACAGGGAACACCAGUAAUGGCCCAACACCCUGUUGUGAUGCCCCAAAGCGGAAUGCCUGUCAGGAUGCCCCAAGGACAGCCUUUUAUCGCCCAGCCCCAGCUUCCUGCUGCUCUUUUAGCCAGGGCCCCCAGGGCCCCGGGUCCUCCUGGUGCUCCACCAGGAUUCUUCCCACAGGGUCCUGGAAUCCAAGGUGCCGAUCCAAGGCUUCUCCAAGAAAGACAGCUUCAGCAUAGGAUGCAGAUGGCAAAGCUCCAGCAGCAGCAGCAGCAGCAGCAGCAGCAACAACAACAACAACAGCAACAACAACAACAGCAGCAGCAGCAGGUCAUGAUGGGACAACAACCAAUGCCUCACCCAAAUCAACAAUCUGGCUUAAUUGCUCAGCCACCAUCCAGUAUGAUGGGGAACCCACUUAUGGCCCAACAACAAGCAAACUCUCAACAGGGAAUACUAGCCAACCAGCCCAAUCAACAAGGCAUGGUGCAGGUCCCGCAAAGAAUUAUUGGAGGCCAGUCUGUGCCUCCACUGUCACAGAACCUUGCUGCAGACCAGCCUAUUGCACAUAGUCAAGCCAUGAUGGCAGUUCAACCAGGGGUUAUGGGAAACCCGCCAGUUGCACUAGCACAGCAGCAGAGGCCCCAGCUUAUGAUGGGGCCGCAGGGAAUGGUAAGAUCUCCUGGUCACCCCGGCCUCAGGGGUCCCCAGGCCCAGUUGACUCCGCAGCAACAGAACAUUCUAGCCCAACGCAUGCUUGCAUCUCAGCAACAGCAUCAGCAAAAUUUAGCCCACCAGCAGCAGCAGAUUGCGCAGCAAAGACAACAAACUCAAUUGAUCAGUCAAUCCAACCAAGAGCAAGGAGCGCUCCCCCAGCCCUCAACCCCACAGAUGGGCUCCUCUCCCUCCACAGGAAGUGUCACGCCGCAGCCACAGGGAGCUACAGACAACCAAAACUCAGGCCCCAAAGAGGGGGGGAUCCUCUGCCCCGAUUCAAGAACGCCACCGCAGCACAGUGGACCCUCCACUCCCAAUCAGAUGCCCCAACUUGGCGCUACUAAUGAUCAUCAAAGUGACGUGGGACGACAGCAGUUGCAGCAUCAGCAGCAUCAUCAAAACCAGGUUUAUAUGGCCCAGCAGCCACAAUCAAAUUCUCAAUCUGUACCCGAGGAUCAAACGGGUUUGGUUGGAAACCAACAAACUGGUGUGCUUCAGCAACAACUUCCGCUGAUUCUCCAGAGGCAAAGUUCCCUCAGUGUGGACAAGCCCAUGACUGUUAAAGAGGAAAGGAAACCAAUUGAAUUCUUAGCUCAGCAGCAGCAGCAGCAACAACAACAACAAACAGUACAAAAUGCCAUGCAGCAGUCACAAGAUCCCAGCAUCCAACAGCAGAUCAUAAACCAGAACCAUUCUGGACAGCCACCGUCUGUUAUGAUGGGUCAUAGUGCACAACAACAUGCCCUCAUGGCCCAGCAGCAAAAACAACAAGCCAUGAUUGGCAUGAUGAGAGCCCAGCAGCAAGGGAUGUUGUCACAGAGGCCCGUGGUUCCACCCGGACAGAUCCGCACCCCGAUCAACAUCCAGGCCAUUAUCGCUCAGAAUCCUCAGCUGCGUAAUCUUCCCCCGAACCAGCAGAUACAGCACAUCCAGGCCAUGAUUGCCCAGCGACAGCUUCAACAGGGACAGAUGCUGCGGAUGUCUAUGGGACAAGGCCAGCAAAGUCAGUUGAGGCCUCAUAUGCCUCCAGGACAGAUGCCACAGGUUGUGCAGCAGAUGCAGUACGGAGCCGUAGGAAAGCCGGGAGCAGUGGGUGCUCAGCAACAAUCAGGCAUGUUGGGUCAGCAAUCUGGUGUUGCUCCACAAAUGCAACAGGGGAUGAUGAUCCCUGGGCAGCAGCAACCAGCGCAGCAACAGCAACCAGUAGGGCAGAUGAUGCAGCAACAUAUUAUGAGAGGCCAGGUACCAGUGCCACCCUCCCCCAUGGACCAGGGCCGAAUGGUAAGGCCAACCUCUCCCCGCCAGCCGAUGGUCAAUUCUCCCGGGCAUUCAUUUAAUCAAAGUAUGGGUAUGCGUCCACCCACUCCUAACCAGAACCAGCAAGCACUAAUGCCAGCUGCAGCAGGCCGCAUGCAGGGUUCUCCAUCCCAUGCAUAUUCUCCAAGAGGUCCCUUUGGCAUGAGCCCCGCCCACCCGGCUUCGCCUCAUUCAUCCCAUGUCUCCUCGCCUUCUGUGGCCGACAGCAGGCCUGGGAGGGGGAGUCCGUACAGCCACGUGAAGGCCUCUCCGCUCAGGUCCCCUGGAGCCAGGAGUCCACUUGACUUCCCUGGAAUGAAAGUAGAAGCCCAGCCAUCGGGCAGUGAAGCACCCCACUCAGCCUCAACCAUCUCCAAUGGUCCAAAGAAAUGCUUUAAUAUUCAGCAGCAGCAGCAGCUGCAGCAGAUCACAGAGAACCAUGGUCCUCACACACAACAUGGCCCUAGAGUAGGGGAGCUAUGCAAGAUGACCUUACAGAACAUCAAACAGGAGCCAAGAGAGGUUCAAUGCGAUGGUGCGCCACAGGCUCAUCCUGGGGCUAUAAAGCGGGAAGUAACUGGGGAGGCAGUUUCUUCUGGGAACAACACUGGCUUUAUUAAUGCUGGAGACCCUGGGACUCAAGGUCCCCGAUCGGAGACCGGACAACAACUACUACAGAAGCUUCUUAGAACCAAGAACCUUCAGCUUGGCGCGCAGAGGCCCUCUGAAGGCAUCCACAAUGAGAUAAAUGGCCACAUUAACAGCAAACUAGCAAUGCUGGAACAGAAACUUCAAGGCACUCCACGAAAUAUGGAGGAUUUACAGUCAAUAACGAAAAGGGCUCCUGCACAAAAGCCAAAGCGCACUAAUAAGGCAUCUGGAGACAGAGGGCCUAACGCCCGGAAGAAGAAUAAAAAGGAAGAAGUUGGCAAAAGUGCUGAAGCCCUGAUAAAGCAACUCAAACAGGGUCUCUCUCUGCUGCCUUUGAUGGAGCCUUCGAUCACUGCCAGUCUGGACCUGUUUGCCCCUUUUGGAAGCAGCCCAGUCAAUGGAAAAGCCCAGCUCAAAGGAUCCUUUGGCAACGCAGUGCUGGACAAUAUCCCGGACUACUACUCUCAGUUACUCACAAAGAGUAACCUCAGCAACCCACCAACACCCCCAUCCUCCCUGCCACCCACUCCUCCGCCUUCAGUACAGCACAAACUGCUUAAUGGCGUGACUCUUGUAGGGGUGCUGUCUGAGGGUCAGAAAGACACGGAAGCAACUGAAGAGCAAAUGGAUUCUGUGAAAGAUGAGGUUAAGAGUGUUGACAUUCUAGCAGCGCUCCCCACCCCACCACAUAACCAGAAUGAGGACAUCAGGAUGGAGAGUGAUGACGAGGACGCCCCAGAAAGCAUCAUACCUGCAUCAUCUCCCGAAAGUAACGUCGGGGACGAUACGCCACGUUUCCCUCAACUGCGUGAGCCUAAAGAGGAGGAAACGGAGAGAGCAAUAUCCCCCAUCAUCCCUCUGAUUCCUCGCACUGCCAUCCCAGCAUUUCCAGAAAACAAACCCUUUGAAGCAGCUGAGGACAAAGUCGUUUCCACAUCCAACCACUGGGACAAGGCCAAGAACAACGAAGUGUCUGUUACGUUCACAUUGUCCUCUGCUGCAGCGAAGAAACUGAAUCACGUGAUGAUGGCCAUGGCCCAGCUUCUUAAUAUCAGAAUGCCAGGCUCUUAUGAGGUGACUUUCCCUCCCCAAAACCCUGACAUGGCUGCAGUGGAUGGGCCUGGCAAAGGGUCCGAACAGUCAGUUGAUCUGGGAGCAAAGGACAGUGCGUCACCCAGUCAGGAUGACUGGCUGAGGCAAUUUGAUGUGUCACUACCGGGCUGUACGUUGAAGAAACAAGUGGACAUUCUGGCUCUCAUUAAACAGGAAUUCCAAGAAAAAGAAGACACACCGGCCCAGCACUGUUACACAACCAAAGUAAAUGACUUGGAUGUGCGCCACCUUCCUGCUAUACCCGUGGAAGAAUCUCCACCCCCAUCACCAUCUCCUCCAUCCCCUCCAUGUCCUCCAUCGGUGCCAGUUCCUACAAGUGAAGCCGAACCUUCCAAAAAGCCAGCUUCUCCGUCCGCGCCUCCCUCAAGUCUCGCCAUCGUCCAGAUCAAGACGGAGGCCGAGCAGCAUGACGGCCCCGCCGUUGAUGCUGCUCGGCCUACUGAGGUCCCGGAGUCUGAAGUUGCCGUUCUGGAGCCGGUCACAGAUCCGGCAACUACCGCCUCAGUUCCAGAUCCUUCUUCUCCCACUGAUCCAACCAAAGUCCUGCCGAGUUCCGCUAUCAAGGAAGAGGACUUGGCAGCUGAUCUCGCUCCACCGCCCCAAGAUUCUCCCAACAACAUGGAGUCUUCCCAGAAGGCGGUGAAGCAGCGCAGGCCUCUCUCCCCCGACGAGGAGGUGGUACAUCCCAAAGUGAAGAAAUGGAAGGGGAUUCGCUGGAAACGUCUUCAGAUUGUCAUCACCAUACGUAAGGGCGGGUCUAAGAAGGAGAGCAGCCGCGAGGUGUCGGAGCUGAUGGAUCGCCUGCGCAUCGCUCUGCGGCCGGACAGGCUGCCUCGGGACAAACGCAAGUGCUGCUUCUGCCACGAGGAAGGCGACGGCGCCACGGACGGGCCCGCCCGGUUGCUCAACAUCGACGUGGACCUGUGGGUGCACCUCAACUGUGCCCUGUGGUCCACGGAGGUGUACGAGACGCAGGGCGGCGCCCUCAUCAACGUGGAGGUAGCGCUGCGUCGGGGGUUGAGAACUCUCUGCGCGUACUGCCAAAAAACGGGCGCCACCAACAGCUGUAACCGAAUCCGCUGCCCGAAUGUCUACCACUUUGCAUGCGCCAUGCGGGCGCGCUGCAUGUUCUUCAAGGACAAGACCAUGUUGUGCACCCAGCACAAGCUGAAGGGGCCCAGCGAAGACGAGCUCGGCAUGUUCGCGGUCCUACGGCGCGUCUACAUCGAGCGCGACGAGGUGAAGCAGAUCGCCAGCAUCCUGCAGCGGGGCGACCGCGUCCACUUGUUCCGCGUGGGCGGCCUCAUCUUUCACGCUGUGGGCCAGUUGCUACCGUCACAGAUGGCCAACUUCCACUCGCCCACCGCCAUCUUCCCUGUCGGCUACGAGGCCACUCGCAUCUACUGGAGCACGCGCGUGCCCAACAAGAGAUGCCGGUACCGCUGCCGCGUCAACGAGGACGACGGCCGGCCCCUGUUUGAGGUGCGCGUCCUGGAGCACGGCAUGGAGGACCUGCAGUACCGCGACACGACUCCAGAGGGCAUCUGGGAACGGGUGGUUCAGCAGGUGGCCAAACUGCGAGACGACUCAUCCAUGUUGAAGCUGUUCACCGAACACGUCAAAGGAGAGGAGAUGUACGGCCUCACGGUGCACGCUGUCAUGCGUAUCACCGAGUCGUUGCCUGGAGUAGAGAUGUGCCAGAACUACCUGUUCCGAUAUGGUCGCCACCCUCUGAUGGAGCUUCCUCUGAUGAUCAAUCCCUCUGGCUCUGCUCGCUCUGAGCCCAAAGUCCCCACACAGUGCAAGAGGCCUCACACUCUGAAUAGCACCAGCGUCUCAAAGGCCUACCAGAGCACCUUCACGGGGGAGCUCAACACGCCGUACAGCAAGCAGUUUGUCCACUCCAAGUCGUCCCAGUAUCGACGCCUGAAGACGGAGUGGAAGAACAACGUCUAUCUGGCACGAUCGCGCAUUCAGGGCCUCGGCCUGUACGCCGCCAAGGACCUGGAGAAGCACACCAUGGUCAUUGAGUACAUCGGCACCGUCAUACGCAACGAAGUGGCCAAUCGUCGGGAGAAGAUCUACGAGUUUCAGAACCGCGGUAUCUACAUGUUCCGCAUCAACAAUGAGCAGGUGAUUGAUGCCACUCUGACAGGAGGUCCAGCUCGCUACGUCAACCACUCCUGUGCUCCGAACUGUGUUGCUGAAGUUGUAACAUUUGACAAAGAAGACAAGAUUAUCAUCAUUUCCAGCCGCAGGAUCCCCAAGGGAGAAGAGCUGACCUACGACUACCAGUUUGACUUUGAGGACGAUCAGCACAAGAUCCCUUGCCAUUGUGGAGCCUGGAACUGCCGAAAGUGGAUGAACUAACCAGAAGAAAGGAACAUGGAAACUUCCCCUCUUACUGGUGCCAGAACAUUCUCGCGCCAAAGCCUUUGAAUCCUAUCCAGUUCAUAAGCUGAUGUGGAGGAAAGCUGGCCUCAGUCUUUGAAAGACUUAAGCGGUGACACCUGUAGCCAAAGGUUUGAAGAGCAUUAAUCAAUAAAAGUAUCUGACCACCUCCCAUCCACAGCAGCUCUAUGGUGGGACUAACUUCCAACUGAAUGGACUAGUCAAUCACCUUUUCCUCAGCCAAAACCCUUCGCCCCCCCCCACCUAUGCGACUGUUCUCAGUAAUCUGUCAGUGGCUGACAUCUACCAAAUGAUUAUCUGAUAUCAAUACACGUAUUCAGGAGCUCAGCUGGAGCUUCGACAAAAAGCCAUUUUGAAAUACUAAGAAUGAACUAAUGAUGCAUUUUCAUGUUUUAAGUCGGACCUAUUUCCUGUCCCGCCUGACCGCACCCCCCCCACCUCCCAGAAAAGGCACUUUCCCCAUCAAGUCAUCAAUGAAGACAACAUGGAUAUUGGCUAGCUAGACAAUCCUGAUGUGGCUCUGUGUGAGAACUACAUACGAUCGAUGAAAAGAAGGAAGAAAAAAAAAAAAAGAUAUGUUAAUAUAACAUUUGAGAUGCUGAUCUGUGGUUUCAGAGGAACCAGAUGUUCUGACUGUGUGGAGUCCCAUGGUGGGUUAGUUGGACCCAGUCUACCUCAUUGAUUUAGCGGGAAGCAACUGCUUUGUAUAAAAACUUAACUGCUACUGUGGAGGGGGGGGGGGGGGGUUUAUGGGCUUAGCCUUCUCGGACAAGCAGGGAAUUUUAAGCAGCAGGUUUGCUCUAUCUACUUUAUGCUGAUAAUGAUUUACAAUAAUGAGCCAACAUAAUUAUUAUUCAUGAAUUGUUUAUACAGAGGAAAUAUAUGACAGUUUUGAUAAGAUAUUGCAUUAAAGUCACAAUCAGAAGCUUAGCAGGUGUCCUGUGUGCCACCAAAUCCCCCCCGGAUGUAGCGUUUUUUUUUUUUUUUUUCUUUUUAUUUAUGCUUCUGGAAAACCCUGUUUAUCCGCUGUGUGAAAGCACAAUAACAUCAACCUUUCAUUAGUUGCCUGCAGACAGCGACGGUGUGAGUGAACGGCUCGAGGGUCGCAGGACACAGUCUUUGAAGAAGAAGAAGAAGACCACGAUGUCCAAAAAAAAACCUAUCCAAGUACAUUUGCGUGUUUGCUUCAUACGUUGAAGUACCACUUGUUGCAAACCAGCCGGUGGAUGCAUGACUACUGUCCCAUUAAAUGCUUUUUAUUGCCCCCUCAAGUCAGUCUUUUCUCGACUCAACCUUGAACUUUUAAUCAUGCCUCUUCCUCUCUUAAUAUUCAGUGGACUGUUGUUAAACUUUACUGUAGUAAGUCUUCCUCUGCCUGAGUACAGCCUGCAGUGUUUCUACCCCCCCCCCCCCCCCC